Eleginops maclovinus (Patagonian blennie) is the source of this 2661-nucleotide messenger RNA. RefSeq names its product proline-rich transmembrane protein 2 (gene prrt2). The record is from RefSeq and is a predicted model, not a curated record. Gene Ontology annotation, cellular component: membrane. The transcript is spliced from 5 exons. Lineage: Eukaryota; Metazoa; Chordata; Actinopteri; Perciformes; Eleginopidae. Bases 300 to 983 code for a protein of 227 amino acids.
CUCCUCUCUUAUCCACCCCACCGUCCAUCCAUCCCGCACACUGCGCUGGAUCCAGGCUCCACACCACUGCUUCUCUUGCUUACACACAAUACAUCGGAUUUUACACAAACAGCUCACGUUUUCUCUCACAUCGUGGUUAAGAGGUGUGUUUUUUUUUCCGCGUCUGAUUAUUUUUACACCUGAGAACAACAAUGCGUAAAACAUGCACGCUCCGGCUGUUUUGAGACUGGAUUAAAAAGGUGAACUACAGGCAGCACGCAGGACUGGACCAAAAGCAAGAGGCUUCACUCCCUGACAGCAUGGCUGUUAACAUGACGCCAGCUCCUGCCAUUUGGGCAGGGGAGGAACAACCGUCGCUGCUGGACCAGGAGGACUCGGUGUCGAGCCAAGCCCCCCUUUCUCUGCCAUGCCCAGCGGUCAGAGCCGAGCCUCUCAUCCACAGCAGCAGCAGCAGCAGCCCGGUCAUCACAAGGCCUCCCCGCAGCAAAUCCAAAGGCGAGCUGGUCAUUGUCAUCAACGAGAAGCUGAAGAACAGUGUAGGUAAUGGGAUCCACUCGGCGCCCUCAGAGAGCACCUCUCCGGUCAUCUGCUCUCCUCCCAGAAGGCAACACUCCAUCUCCUACCCCCAUCAUAACAAGACCAGGAAGGGAAGCAGGGCGAGCUCCAUCGGCUACACCGCCUUCUCGCCCAGGCCUUCCAUUUCCCGCCACUCCAGCAUCGCCACCAACCCUCCGCUGGACCGCACCAAGGUCAAAGACUACCUCCUCCUGUCUGUGCUGGCCUGCUUCUGCCCCGUCUGGCCCAUCAACAUUGUGGGAUUUGUCUACUCCAUCAUGUCCAAGAACAGCCUCGAGCAGGGAAACCUGGACGGCGCUGUGCGUUUGGGACGAGUGGCCAAGAUGCUCUCCAUAGUGUCACUAGUGGGAGGGACGGUUAUUAUAAUCGCCUGCAUCGUCAACCUGGCCAUAAAUGUGAAAACCUGAGUUUCAUCCCAGGAUGAAACUGGAUAAGGCAACUGACCGUCCGGCCCGCACCUGCACCACCGUCUUUACCGCCUAGUCAUUACCUGGAUGUGUGACAAAUAUGCACCCGAUAUACAGUGCGUACUUGUAUUUCUGUAAUCUAUAUAAAUCCCUUUUUGCUAAUGGAAGAAAAUAAAAUAUGAAAAUGCUGCUGUUCUGAGUCAGGAGACGGGAGAAGACAGUCUAAUCAGCCGCUUCAUAUUCUGGUCGACACAUUCAUAACGAUUCUUGAGAAACUCUUCGAGAAACAGAACUGGCUCAAACAAGGUGGACUAGAAAACUGCGUGGAGGUGGUUUCAGAACGUGAACCAUCAAGGACUGCCUCCCAGUUUCAGCGCCUCGUGCAACAAAAUGUCCGCCCUUCACUUCACCCAACGACAGGACACAUCAGUUUGCCGUCAAAUAUUUUCUCAAACAUGGAGAAGCUCUGGGAUUUGGUUUGGUUGCAUUGGAAUCACAGAGCAGAGAUCAACCCAGGCAGAGCACAAACACUUUCAAUCGCUGUGUGUCCUCUUGUUUCUGACUCUUCUCUGUGGUUCUCAUGACUCCCACCCAUACAUCUUGCGUACGGGUAGCAAAAGAGGAUGAAAAAGAGGCUUACCAAGGACUAGCAACGGGUGCUAAACUGCAAGGGAUUAUGGAAAGUCUCACACAGAAGGCACAGUCAUCACUGGAAGGAAAUAUAUGUGCCAAAAAGAAGAGCCGACUCCAAACACAGAGUUGUUGUUGUAGAGACGAAACGUGUUUUUUUACUCUGCUCCAACUCUACUGUCUGUAUAUCCGCUCAACACCACUGACCACUGUGAGCCUGGGAAGGGUAUACAACAAAAAACAUUGUAGCAUCAACGAUACUAAUUAUUAUCAUCAACAUAUAAUCCAUCUUUUGAUAACGUUUAUAAAAGAUCACUUUAAAACUGAAUUUCAUAUGCUCUUGAAGUGCUGUGCCACGCGGUUGACAGAUGGUAGUAUAGUUGUAUGCAUAUGGGCAUCUGUAUUUGGUUAACAAAUGAAAUUGCUUGUUAUUGCAGUCAAAGGCUUUAGCCUCAGUCUGCAUCCACAGGUAGCCCAUUAUCGCAAACAACAGAGAUUGUGGCUUUUUGUCUCCUUUAAAAAACCUAAACCGGCAAUGUAAACCUUCAUAAUUUGCCCAUUUGGUUGUGAUUUAUUAUUAUAUCUUCUGUAUAUUCUUAAUUAACCUUUAAUCUUAAUCUACCACUGUGAUCUGAAACAACUGGGUUUGAUCGAUGAUGUUUAAAACUCUUCUUAUUUACUAUAUCCUGGAUUUGGGAUCAUGUACAGAGACUUCACACAUGCAGACGACUUUCUGUAAUGAUUAAAUGCGGCAGUUUUUAUUUCCUCUAUUAGCACUUAAUAUGUCAAUUUAACUGUAAUCGACAGUGUAUUCUGAUAUAAAUCUCAAUAUUGUGAUACUUCUCUAGUUGAUAUGAGUUUAAGUAGUUUUGAUCUAACGUAGACACAGUUACUGACAUUGUGUUACCACCAGGCUUCUAUAAUCGUUGUGGUUAUUGGCAUGCUGUGGAUUUUUGUUAACAUUUGAUGAACGAAGAUGUAAAUUACAGAGAUUAAGCUGACACUUGGAAUAUUAUACUCCUGCAGCACAUUCAUAAUAAAGACACAA